Messenger RNA from Neurospora tetraspora, 1081 nucleotides. RefSeq names its product Longin-like domain-containing protein. Gene Ontology annotation, biological process: intra-Golgi vesicle-mediated transport; retrograde vesicle-mediated transport, Golgi to endoplasmic reticulum; intracellular protein transport. Gene Ontology annotation, cellular component: COPI vesicle coat. NCBI's taxonomy places the organism in Eukaryota, Fungi, Ascomycota, Sordariomycetes, Sordariales, Sordariaceae. The record is from RefSeq and is a predicted model, not a curated record. The transcript has 4 exons. Bases 250 to 876 code for a protein of 208 amino acids.
GGUACGUACCGCGCAGUGGGGCCUUUGGAGAGCUCGCUCUGGAUUCAAGCCACAUCACAGGGACCGCUUCUACCGCCUUGUCAUUGUUAGCACUACCCAGCACCUCUGGAGUCUUAAGCUACCACUAUUUACCUACCCACUUGCGCCCAUCGACUUCGAGUUGCCCCUCGCCGCCGACCUUCUCCAAUCGAUACCAGCUUCAAGACGGCAAUUGUUCUAGGAACGAGAACCCCCAGAUAAUCAGUCAAGAUGUCGCCAGGAAUGUCGCUGUAUAGCGUCAACGCUAUAGUAAUCCUCUCCAGCGAUGACGGUUCGCGGAUAUUCUCCAAGUACUACACUCCUCCUCACGCUGCCGCUGGCGCACCAGGAACAGGAGUGGCCGCCGGACUCGCUUCCUCAAGCGCUUCCCAGAACCCCUAUCCCGACAAGACUUCUCAAACCCGUUUCGAGAAGGGCCUCCUUCAGAAGACAGCAAAGCAGACCGGUGAUAUCCUCCUCUACGACAACAAGGUGGUGCUCUACAAAAUGGAGUCGGAUGUUGCUAUCUACGUCGUUGGUAGCGCGGACGAGAACGAAGUUCUUCUCUACAACGUACUUUUGGCGCUUAGGGACAGCUUGCAUAUGCUCUUCAAGCAAUCGAUCGACAAGCGCACAAUAGUCGAAAACUACGAUCUCGUGUCCCUCGCCAUCGACGAAAUCGUGGACGACGGCGUCGUUCUCGAGACCGAUCCUACCAUUAUCAUUCAGCGAUGCAGCAAGGCACCACCUGCGGAUGUCAACCUUAGUCGUCUCGACCCCUUCACCGAGCAGGGUGUCAACAACUUGGCACAACUAGGCAAGGCUAAGCUUACCGACUGGCUUCGUCAGGGUCUCUAAGGGCAUAUGUUGGUGGAUAAUGACCAAGGAAAGAGAGUGCGGUUGUGAGCAAUCAAGGUGAAGUUGGCGUAUAGGUUCGUUGAAGAAUCAUAGGGCCUUUGUGUAGGCGGGGCCUCCUUAUAGCAGAGUAAUGGGCCAUGCACACAUGAAGAAAAAGACACACAGAAGGCCAACAAAUGAUGGGUUAGCAGAAAACAGGAGUUAU